Messenger RNA from Melitaea cinxia (Glanville fritillary), 941 nucleotides. Its product is annotated as gastrula zinc finger protein XlCGF8.2DB-like. Gene Ontology annotation, molecular function: DNA-binding transcription factor activity, RNA polymerase II-specific; RNA polymerase II transcription regulatory region sequence-specific DNA binding. Gene Ontology annotation, cellular component: nucleus. The coding region runs from base 15 to 941 and encodes 308 amino acids. The record is from RefSeq and is a predicted model, not a curated record. The transcript has a single exon. NCBI's taxonomy places the organism in Eukaryota, Metazoa, Arthropoda, Insecta, Lepidoptera, Nymphalidae. Gene Ontology annotation, biological process: regulation of transcription by RNA polymerase II.
GGAAAAAAGUGCAUAUGCUUAACAAUCUAGUAUGUGAACAUUGUAAAAGAGCGUUUAAAAGUUACAAAGCAUUUCACAUGCACAAGAAGAAAAAGACAAAAAGCUGUAAAGCAGCUACUGAUAAUAAUGUGUCCAUAGAAGGAGUAGGAAAAGCUCGAAUAUUUAUUUGCAAAGAAUGUGGCUAUAGAACUUCUAAAAUCAAAGACAUGAAAACACACCUAGUAACACACAGCGGAGAGAGACCCUUUAAAUGUAAUCUAUGCCCCAACACAUAUACCCAGUACAGUUCUCUCCAGGGCCAUAAAGAAGGCGCUCACAAGAAUUACGUAGUAGAAUUGACAUGUUAUUUUUGUGGUAAAUAUAUAAAGGGCCGUAGAAAUGUUUAUAGACAUUUAAAAGGACAUACAGAUCAAAAGAUAACUUGUACUGUGUGUGAAAAAACUAUGAAUAAAAGGAGUUAUCAUACUCAUAUGAAACGACACAGCGGGGUCAAGUCGUACACUUGUGAAAAAUGUGCUUCUACAUUCUACACCAGUGCAGAACUGUGCAAUCAUAAACGCUGGGUUCAUAAUAGGAAAGACAAACUUUUUAAAUGUGAUUUAUGUGAUUAUAAAUGUGCAAAAUCACAUAGUAUGAAGCAGCAUAAAAAUAGACACACAGGCAAAAAUUUUCCUUGUACGUAUUGUGGAAGAUUCUACCUCAGUGCAGAUAAAUUGUCAGCGCAUGAGAGGUCACAUUACGACGAGAAGAAAUAUGAAUGUCCACAAUGCAAACUGAAAUUUUUCAAUCGAAAUUCCAUUAGAAAGCAUUUGAAGUUAAAACAUUCCGUAACAAUUAUUAAUGAACAAAAAAAUGUAUCAGUAGAAAUUAAGAAAGAAAACCUUAUUGUAUUACAAAGUGAAGACAUAAUAAUGGAGAAUAAUCCUACAGUAUUAGACUAA